Messenger RNA from Saccostrea cuccullata (small rock oyster), 1317 nucleotides. RefSeq names its product plasminogen-like. Gene Ontology annotation, molecular function: signaling receptor binding; endopeptidase activity. Lineage: Eukaryota; Metazoa; Mollusca; Bivalvia; Ostreida; Ostreidae. The record is from RefSeq and is a predicted model, not a curated record. The coding region runs from base 2 to 598 and encodes 198 amino acids. The transcript is spliced from 4 exons.
UAUGAAGGAAGAUGCUAAUUACUGCAGAAACCCCGACCUGUCAUCUGGGCCCUGGUGUUACGUACAGGGAGAAGGGGGUCCAAAAAAGGAAUAUUGUGAAAUAAAAUCAUGUGCGGAUUCACCGUGUUUUCCCAAUCCCUGUAAGAACAGAGGCCAUUGUGAGGUGAACGGAACAUCCUAUAACUGUACCUGUCUGGAGGGAUUCAAAGGAACUAAAUGUGAAAUACAAGAUCUACAGCAGGAGGCUGAUUGUAAAAGAACUAGCACAGGAUGGGAUUAUCGCGGGAUGAUUAACGUGACAAAAUCUGGGAGGAUCUGCCAGGCGUGGGCGUCCCAGACUCCCCAUGCACAUUCCAUUGGGACGACCAGAGCUGAGAACUACUGUAGAAAUCCCGAUAAAGAACCAGCGCCCUGGUGCUAUACCACGGACCCAAACAAACGCUACGAGCUCUGUGAUGUUCCAGAUUGUGCGACUCCAGCACUAGAAUGCCUCCCUACCUCGGAUCCUAAAGGUGAACGCUACUUCGGUAGACAUAAUGUUGCAGAUACUGGAGACUUAUGUCAAGCCCGCCCCCUGGUGUUACACCGUCAACCCUAAAGUUCGAUGGAGCACCUGUUAUAUUCCUUAUUGUUGAUGUAGCACCUGUAAAAUUCCUUAUUGUUGAUGCAACACCUGUAAUAUUCCUUACCUGUCAUAUUCCUUACUGUUGACACAGCACCUGUAAUAUUCCUGACUUGUAAUAUUUCUUAAUGUUGGCGGAGUACCUGUAAUAUUCCUUACUGUUCAUAUUAAGGACGUGUUAAUAUGAACAAUUAGUUUGUUUAACAAAGUGCUGUACUUUUCCUUCGUUGAUUUGCAUACAUACGAUUUUCAUGUUAACCUUUAACCUUCGUUGAUUUACAUACAUACGAUUUUUGUGUUAACCUUUAACCUUCGUUGAAUUGCAUACAUACGAUUUUCAUGUUAACCUUCAACCUACGUUGAUUUACAUACAUACGAUCGUCAUGUUAACCUUUAACCUUCAUUGAUUUGCAUAUAACGAUUUUCAUGUUAACCUUUGACCUUCGUUGAUUUACAUACAUGCGAUUUUCAUGUUAACCUUCUGCAAUUUUUUGAACUGCAGAACAAAUAAGCUUGACAUUGCAACACUAACAUCGUAUGCUAAAAUCAAACAGUUUUGAAAGAAAGUGAAUGUAUCUCGCACGCUUGUGCAAUGUAAUUAUAUUUUAUCUCAAUUAAAAUUAUAUAGUACACUUGUUUAGUAUGAAUCAUACGCUUGUACAAUGUAUUUAUAUUUUAUCUCUAUUAAAUUUAUA